CCGCUUCUCGUCUUCCGUUUCCCCUCCCUCCAUUUUUUCGUCACCUCGUUUGUGUUUCGCUCCUUGACUGCCAAACAGAAACAAAAAUGGCAUGCAAACUCCUCCUACCUCAAACUCACUUUCUCCAAAACCCUCGCCGAAAGAAUCCGUGUACAUCAUCACCUCCUCAGUCUUAUACUACCUUGUCGACCAAUCGCCGACUUCUCUAUAAAUUUGCACCUUCCUUUCACGCUUCUGCUUUCCCUUCAAAUUUGUGUAUUAAAACUUCGAGGACGCAUCGCUAUUGGUUCGUGCCCUCUUGCGUUAAUAGGACUCAAGAACUCAUUGAUGAUGGCCUCGAAACUUCACUUGAAAAUGAAGAUCAAGUGGAAGAGAAUUCUCGAGGGCAAGAAGGCGAAGAUGAAAUGCUGGAGAAGAUUGAGAAGCAGGAACUGGCCGACCAGAGUAUAUGGGCACAGAUGGAGGGAAUAGUCAAGUUUACUGGCCCGGCAACGGGACUUUGGAUAUGCGGACCUCUAAUGAGUCUCAUUGAUACAGCUGUUAUUGGUCAAGGAAGCUCGAUUGAACUUGCUGCAUUAGGCCCCGCUACAGUUGUUUGUGAUUACAUGAGUUACGCGUUCAUGUUUCUCUCGAUUGCUACUUCUAAUAUGGUUGCUACUGCUCUUGCUAAGCAGGAUAGGGAAGAAGUACAGCUUCACAUAUCCGUCUUGCUUUUUGUUGGCCUAGCUUGUGGCUUGGUGAUGCUUUUGUUUACACGAUUAUUUGGGGCAGCAACACUCACUGCUUUUAGUGGGUCAAAGAAUUUACAUGUGGUGCCUGCGGCAAACACUUAUGUGCAGAUUCGAGGCUUGGCAUGGCCAGCCUUACUUGUUGGAUGGGUUGCUCAAAGUGCUAGUCUUGGCAUGAAAGAUUCCUGGGGACCCUUGAAGGCUUUAGCUGCUGCUAGUGUUAUAAAUGGCAUUGGUGAUAUAGUUUUGUGCAUCUUUUUAGGCUAUGGCAUCGCUGGGGCUGCUUGGGCUACGAUGGCUUCACAAGUUGUUGCUGCAUACAUGAUGGUUCAGACUCUAAAUGAAAAGGGAUACAAUGCAUUUGCCUUCUCCGUACCUUCAGCCCAGGAAAUUUGUACAAUACUUGGGCUUGCCGCUCCUGUGUUUGUAACAAUGAUGUCAAAGGUGGCUUUCUACUCGUUGCUUAUAUAUUUUGCCACAUCAAUGGGCACACAUACAAUGGCUGCUCAUCAAGUCAUGGUUCAAACCUUCUGCAUGUGUACAGUAUUGGGUGAGCCUCUCUCUCAAACUGCCCAAUCAUUUAUGCCUGAAUUGAUAUAUGGUGUCAGUCGGAGCUUGGAAAAGGCUAGAAUACUUCUGAAGUCUCUUGUAAUAAUUGGAGCUACAUUCGGAUUUCUGUUAGGGAUUGUUGGAACAUCAGUUCCGUGGCUAUUCCCCAAUAUUUUUACACCUGAUCAGAUGGUUAUCCAGGAGAUGCAUAAGGUGCUGAUUCCAUACUUCAUAGCACUAGCUGUGACACCGCCUACCCACAGCCUUGAAGGAACCUUGCUGGCCGGACGGGAUCUAAGAUUUAUAAGUCUGUCAAUGAGUGGGUGCUUUACUUUAGGUGCACUUGUAUUAAUGAUAUUGAGCGGCAGAUAUGGCUUGCAAGGCUGUUGGUUUGCACUCGCAGGAUUUCAAUGGGCUCGGUUUUCAAUUGCCCUCCAGCGCCUUCUUUCUUCCAAUGGCAUGUUGUACUCUGAAGAAUUUGGGCAGCACAAGCAGCAAAAGCUGAGGACUGCAUAGUUUAAGAGUUCAGUUUAAUAUUUAUAAUUCAUGACACACCUCCAUAGGGAUAGGAAGUAAAAGGACUUGCAUUCCGUGUAUGUAUCAGAUGAGAGGAGAAUGCAUAUGUUUUAAAAGCCAGAGCUGAUCUUUCUUCCCCUUUUAUAUUUCUUCUUUUAAAGCAGGAUGCGGUGCAGACAAUUUAAAUGCUUCAGUAUUCCGCUUGUUUUAGACUCGCAACCCUGCCUAGAUUUUCAUACUCUGGCGUGGCCGUGUGAUAUCCACUCAUUUUUGUUCUUUUGGUGUUUUUGGUUGGGGGGGUGGUUGGAGUGUCCUUUUUCCACCUACGUGGGUCAUGUAAUUAUGCAAUGACAUUUCAACCAUUAAAAUGAUUAACUAUUUGGGAUUUUUUACAAA
Molecule: messenger RNA, 2189 nt
Organism: Neltuma alba
Lineage: Eukaryota; Viridiplantae; Streptophyta; Magnoliopsida; Fabales; Fabaceae
Product: protein DETOXIFICATION 46, chloroplastic
Exons: 14
Coding region: 87-1793 (568 amino acids)
Biological process (GO): transmembrane transport
Cellular component (GO): membrane
Molecular function (GO): xenobiotic transmembrane transporter activity; antiporter activity
Source: RefSeq, a predicted model, not a curated record